AUCAAAUUUUUUGAUUAUGGGUACUAUGUGAAUAAUAUUUUGGAUGGAAAGGAUAACUUCACUUAUCUGGAUAUACACCUGGUUGAUGGUUUUUUGUGGGACAUCAAUAAGGCCAACGUAAGUGAAGAGAUUAAGAGACAAAAUAUCAGUAAGGUUGACUUGCAGUUCAUUUUGCGGUGGCACUUGUACUCGGAGAGCAGGAGCAUCUCGCUUGUCUGCGGCAGGGCCGAGCCGGACGGGGGGAGCGUCUGCGGUAGGGGUGGGAGCAGCGGUAGGAGUGGAAGCAGUGAUAGCAGCUGCAGAAGUGGAAGCAGCGGUAGGAGUGAAAGCAGCGGCAGACGUGGAAGCAGCGGCGAUAGUCGCAGAAGCGGAGGGAAUGGCCACAUCCCGGAAGAAGCGGCGCAGAGCUCAGGAGGGUACACAGCCGAUGAGCAGGAUGCGGAAGGUGCAUCCCGGGUGGGGGACACCCCCAACUCGGGCGAUGCUUCCAAAACGGGGGACACCUCCAACUCGGGUGAUGCUUCCAAAACGGGGGACACCUCCAACUCGGGUGAUGCAUCCGAUGUGGAAAGUGCACCCGAGGGAGAGUCCCGCGCAGACCAAGUGACGAAGCAUUACAACGACUACUACAAAAACCUGCUCCAAGUGAGGAACCAAAACUUCGAAAGUAUCCUGUCUCUAGUAUAUUACAUGUUUCUGGAAAAUCUGGGAAUUUUCACAAAAAAUUGUGGAGUCACAGUUUUUGGUCUUCUACUAUCAGAAGUAAGAAACAAAGAUAUCGAUUGUAACAUCUUGAUCUUAUUUGAAUUAUUGAAGUUCGGAUUUUUAACUACCGAACCAUUGGUACCUCCAAAUGGAAAAUCCUAUCCAGAAAAUGCUUACGCUUCUGUUCUGAAUUGUAAAAAUUUGACUGAACAAGAUAAAAAAAGUGUUACCCUUUUAUCUCGAAUAUAUUCAUUAUACAAUGUAGAUAUAGAUAAUUGUACAACGUAUGAUGGACUUAUUGAUUUUGAUCUAUGUGCCUUUUUUGCUGUCGUAAAAAUAAUUAAAAAAACGUUGAGACAGUUGCUACAGGCUUGUAUUGCCAAUGUACUUGUAAGUAAUAUGGAUUUAAUUCACCUUUUGCCAGAAAAUUUGUACAACCCUAAUGAUAGCAACAUUUCUGGUUUUUUCGUAACACAUCACCUUAUGGGUGUUUUAACGAAAUAUUUUUUGUUAUUCAAUUUUGAUGACUUAAAAAGGGGAGAGACAACCAUCCGUAAGGGUUCAGGGGGAUCCACCAGUGAAAGCGAAACGACUACCUUGGAUAAAGCACAUGAGCAGGGUGUAAAAUCUGCAGGGGUAAUACAGGAAAAGGUACAUAGUGAAAUAAUCAUGGGAGGUACGGAAGAGAAUAAAUCGAAUAGCAACCACGUAAGUCAAAAUGGAAAGGAUGAAAAAAUAGCCCAAGGGAACCCACCAAUCCCACCUCAAAACGAAAAGGUUAGCAAAACGGAGCAUGUUGAACAAAGGGACCAUCAAUCGUUGAAAAAGAAUUCUUCGAGGACCGAUGCGAGUAUGUCUAAUGAACGAGCAGAAUCAAGUAGUCCUAACAGUUGGAAGGGUUGCAGCACACGUAAUAACAAACCGAAUGAGGACCAUGCCUGUGAGGGGGACAGCACUGUGGAAGAUGUGUGCACUGAUGAGAGGAACGGGUUCAUCGGUCGAGAGAGUGAAGGGGAGGGAAGUGGACCAAAGAAUCACGACUUUCUGGGGGGAAGCGGCACACGCAGGAGCAGCAGCGAGGGAGCUGGUAACAACAGCUACGAAUGCGAAGAGACGGGGAACGCAGAAAGGCGAAACGGUCUUUACCCCAAGGGCCAAGAUAAUUCGCAAAACAAUUUUAACGAAUUUGAAAAGGCGGUGAGGAAAAACUUCCCGAGCUUCCUAAACCCAAUCAUUGAUUUAUGUAAUGCCAUAAACACGUGGAGGGACCACCUAAGUUUGAUCACGCAGCUGGAGAAGCAUACCAAUGUGUACGACUUGGUCUCAGACCUGAAGGCAGCAGAUCAAUUUUUGCAGAAAAAAAUUCACUACAUAGGGUUGGACAAGACGACGGCGUACAUGAACAUUUGCGCUUCGAACAACGCGUAG
This is a messenger RNA of Plasmodium cynomolgi strain B, 2133 nucleotides long. RefSeq lists its product as hypothetical. The transcript has a single exon. Lineage: Eukaryota; Apicomplexa; Aconoidasida; Haemosporida; Plasmodiidae. The record is from RefSeq and is a predicted model, not a curated record. The annotation marks the transcript as partial.